Messenger RNA from Aspergillus versicolor CBS 583.65, 1211 nucleotides. Its product is annotated as frataxin family protein. Gene Ontology annotation, molecular function: ferrous iron binding; ferroxidase activity; 2 iron, 2 sulfur cluster binding. Lineage: Eukaryota; Fungi; Ascomycota; Eurotiomycetes; Eurotiales; Aspergillaceae. The transcript has 2 exons. Gene Ontology annotation, biological process: iron incorporation into metallo-sulfur cluster; intracellular iron ion homeostasis. The record is from RefSeq and is a predicted model, not a curated record. Gene Ontology annotation, cellular component: mitochondrion. Bases 261 to 899 code for a protein of 212 amino acids.
UGGCGAAGAUUCAGUACCGGUAGAUCGAGGAGAUGGAUGGAAGAGUUGCAAUGGAGAAGUUGCUAGCCAGGCAGUAUACAGAUCGGACCAAGCUUGGCGUGAUCGUCGGCGAUGAUUUAAUGCUUUUUUAGUGCGCUGCAAUGCCGUCAGUCUCUCUUCUCCGCUUCUCCUCCCCAAGCUCUCCGUUUACUUAUUUCCAAUCCACGCCUCCCCAGACAACCCCUUGAACCAACCCCUCUCACCCAAUUUCCACCCCCAUCAUGCUCACACGCCAUACAUCUCGCGCGCUUCUUUCCUCGUCCAUCGCCCCUCGCCUCGGCAGACUCGCAGGACCCUCCGCAUCGACCCGCUUCCCAAGUUUAAAGCCCAUUGCCCAACGCUCUUCUAACGGCCGAGGCUUCCAUUCCACCCCUGCUAUCUGCAAAGGCAUCCAGCCUGACUCGUCCGACCCUCAUCCCCCGCACCCACAGUCGUCCAAUCCCGGCGGAGCUCCCUCGCACGUCUCCGAACCUUCGCCUCUAUCGAAGCAGCGCUAUCACGAGUAUGCCGAGCACUACUUGAACGUCGUGCUCACUGAGAUCGAAGACCUCCCAGAGGAUGGGCCGGAGAUGGAAGCUGAAUACCACGCCGGUAUUCUCACUGUCUCCGUCGGCGGCGUCGGAACAUAUGUCCUCAACAAGCAGCCAGCUCUCCACCAGAUCUGGCUUAGCUCCCCAAUUUCAGGGCCAAGGCAAUUCGACUGGGUUAUGGAGGGGGACCAGAUGCACGAAAAGCAGGACACGCGGCCGGUUAAUGGACAGUGGGUAUGCUUGAGGGACGACUCAAACCUGACGGACCUGUUGAAUGGGGAGUUGGGUUUGAGCCUACCGAAGGAUGUUUAUAGUGGGGCUGAUCAGUAGUGCUUGCUUUGAUUACAUAUUGAGUUAGGUGUUGGCUUUAUUGUUGUAUUACUUGAAAGAGCUAUAUGCUGGUGUUGGUGUAGGAUAAGAUAGGAUAGAAUGAGGAGCCAAACUUGAAUUUUCCUCUUUGCUUAGUUUUCGGCGACUGGUAACCAUUAAUCGCCGUGUAUAUAUACAAUCUCGAAUUGGACAAUCAUUGGGUCUAGGUAGUAGGUGACGGUAGUAGACUGCAGGGUUUGACGGUAGUCUUGGGCCCUGACUAUAUGCAACCGAGUUUCUCUCAAGCUUAGUAUGACGCCGACUUAAUUAACC